Messenger RNA from Durusdinium trenchii, 2088 nucleotides. Lineage: Eukaryota; Dinophyceae; Suessiales; Symbiodiniaceae. The record is from the annotation of a GenBank genome assembly.
AUGUUUUGGGAAUCAGUGACUGAAGAGGUUUCCGCUGCGAUUGACGUGCUCCAAGAGAAUGGCGAUUUGGAGUUGCCUGACACGUCACUAAGCCAGCGAAUUGCCAGCAAAACGACCCAGAUCAUGAAACUGACUGGUGCCUCGCAAUUGUUGCUGAAAGAAAAACAGAUUUUAGUUCGCGGUGGAGUUCUUAAGAAACGAGCUGUUGCAAAGUAUGUCAACAUCAUCCUCAAUGAAAUGGUUCCUUCUGGGUAUGCUGAUAGUGACAUGCUACGCAUUUUUGUUUCUCGGAGCUUUGCUGACAGCUUGGAGCAGAAGAGCAGCUUGGCAGACAUUGAGCUCAGUGAGAGCGUUCUCAUAGUUGUUGAGAAGGACCAGCGCCAGGAUCAUCCACCUCCAACAGUUGGUGACUUGGUAGAAGUUGAGGUGCAGCCAGGAGUUUGGAGGAUGGCAGCCAUUAUUAGCUCUGACCGGUCCACCAGAGUCCAAUAUUGUCAUGACCACCAGCAAGAGAAAGUUGCACUGACCGGCAUCCGUAGAGCUAGGGCAAUCGCAAUAUUUGGACACUACCAACGCAGACUGGCAGCCGCCCUGAAGAUUGUAGCAGCGUUUGAGACUGAGUCGCUUGGUGCUUGGAAUUCGUUGCACAGCAAUCCAUACUUUCAAGGGCAGCGCUUGGGUGUGGUCUCAGAAGAACUUGCAGUGAAGUCUGAAGUUAUCAAGCGACUGGAGAGAAGCCCUUUCUUAAAGCAGAUUUUGAAGACCACAGGGUGCACCAUUCGCUUUUUCUUGAAGCCUGUGGCAGACAAGUCCUCAUUUUCAAAGUGCACGAAAGCUAUUCCCUGUGUUUUGGCAGCUGGAAGCUUGGAAGAGCGCUGGAAAGGCUUGCAAAUCAUAAAGGUAAUUGCACUGGGAAUGGAACACAAGAGGCACCCAACGUUGCCUGCUGCCUUGCUUGGAGACGCCCGCAGGGUAACAAUUCCAAAGGACAUGAUGUCUGUGGUCGUUGGAAAGCAAAUGGAGUCUCUGCUGGAAUUGAUGGAAUUGACGAGCACCGUCAUUCUCCCCCUCAAAGACAGGGAAAGUCAAAAAGCAGAUAAAGAGAUGGACAAGCUCCUCGACAUGAUGAUGGUAGGCUAUGACGACAUUGGUGAUCAAACUUGUGAGAUUGCGAUCCUUGGCGAACCCUAUGCACGAGCUUGGGCAGAAGCCAAGAUUAGGGCCCUUGUGGAGAAACAUCACCCCGGCUAUUCUGAGAAGGACAUGGGUUCUUCACAGGCGGCCGGGCUUGGCGUUGAAGGAAUCCCCUUGGCAGCCGAGCUCGAACAGAUUGAAGAACGCGUGCAGCUUGCCAAACAGCUUGCUGGAGCAACCGGGUGCGUAGUAGAAGUGGGUGCUGGGCGGGCCUUCAUUGCUGGAAGAAAAGGCUCAAGGGCACUGUGCUCGGAGUACAUUUCCUGGGUUAACGACGGAUUGCAAUUUCAUGUUGAUCUCAAGCGGCGAGCUGACACAGCAAUCCGGCCGGAGGUCCCGCUUGCUCUGACAGAAAUGCCUUGGCUGCAGCAGCAGCUGUCAGAGCUGGCCAUUGACACCAGCACUAUCGCCUUCUUCGACAACGAGGAAGGUCGCGAGGGCCAGUUGAAGCGGUUGAUCUUUGCCGGAAAUGUCAUCGAAUCAAACCCAGGCGUUGUGCCUGGCUUGCUUGCGCAUGCCAACGCCUUGCUCGACAAAGCCAAGCGCUACAAGGAUCAGGGCUGGCUGCUGGAGGACGACGAAAGAGAGAAUGGAGGAAGCACAGAGGUGCGACAGAUCUCGCUUGCAACUGUGCAUUUUCAGCCGCUGCAAUGGCUUGGCGGUCCAAGGGGACAGGCAGAGAAGAUUGGAAAAGUGGCUCUCGUGAAGACCUCGCACAGGAGUGGCCCUCGAAGGAGGUGCUGUGUUGAAGUUUGUGUCGCUGGCCAGGUGCUUUUGCAUUUCAUUGGCUCUCAUGCUGUAUACCAGGCUGCAGUGGAUGCAACUGAGGCGACUGACAAGGCGCAGAGCUUGAUUGUGCUCGAGACUCGAGACUGGGAUUUCUGCAUGUGGUGA